AGCGGUCGGUCGCUCCGUGUUCACUCCGGCUCUGCCCCUCUCUGCAGUUUCUCCCUGGCACCGCCAAGUGUGGAGGAUCCCGACCGGCCCGGGCGGACAGCAAGGACGGGGGGAAUGAACGCGUCCUCUGCCGUUCACGUUGCGCGGAUGUGAGCGUGUGCGGGGACGACUUGACCGACGCGCCGCCAGACACACAGCAACCCGCACCAGCCUGCUGUUUACAAAUACCCAGCUCGGUGUUGGACGUCCUGUCCCCCGCCCCGGACUAUGGCGGAGAGAAGUGGCCGGUUGAGUUUCCCCGGCAGCGGGGCUCUCAACAGACCCGUCCCCAUGAACCUGUUCGCAACAUGGGAAAUAGACGGAUCCUCCCCGAACUGCAUCCCGAGAUUGUGCAGUCUGACUUUGAAGAAGCUGGUCGUGAUGAGGGAGCUUGAUAAAGAGCUUAUCUCUGUGGUCAUCGCGGUUAAAAUCCAGGGAUCCAAAAGGAUUCUGAGGUCCCAUGAGAUAGUGCUGCCACCCAGUGGAUCUGUCGAGACCGAUUUGGCACUCACCUUCUCACUGCAGUAUCCGCACUUCUUAAAACGAGAAGGGAACAAACUGCAGAUCAUGCUCCAAAGGCGGAAGAGAUACAAGAACCGAACGAUCCUGGGCUACAAGACCCUCGCCGUGGGAUCCAUUGACAUGGCCGAGGUGAUGCAGCACCCCACGGAGGGUGGCCAGGUUCUGCCUCUGUGCAGCAACCAGAAAGACAUGCUGGGCAAGGUAGCAGAGAUCUGGAUCUUCUCCUUGUCCAGUCAGCCGAUAGACCACGAGGAGGCCGCGCUGCAGGGGGGGCAGAAGAUCAAAUGCUCUGAUAACUACUCAGAGGAGGAGUACGAGAGCUUCUCCUCGGAGCAGGAGGCCAGCGAUGAUGCCGUGCAGGGGCAAGACCUGGAGGAUGACGAGUACGACGUGCGGAAGCCAAAGAAGCAGAGGAGGUCGAUUGUCAGGACCGCCUCCAUUACCAGACAGCAGAACUUUAAGCAGCGAGUGGUGGCUCUCCUGAAGCGGUUCAGAGUAUCAGAUGAGGUGUUGGACUCGGAGCAGGACCCUGCGGAGCCGCCUCCGGAGGUGGAGGAGGACUUGGAUCUGGAGAGUCUGGACUUUGAAAACCCCAGCGACAGCGGACCGGAGCUGGAUGAUGAUGACAGCGUCCUCAGCACACCAAAACCCAAACUCAAGCCAUAUUUCGAGGGUCUCUCCCUCUCCAGCUCUCAGACAGAGAUCGGCAGCAUUCACAGCAGCCGGAGCCACAGGGAGCCUCCCAGCCCGAUCGAUCCAGAUAAAACCAAGAGCGGUGUGGCCAAGGGAGACAGUGGGUCUGAUAAUGUCUCCUUUGAGCAGCCCGAGGCGGUGACUCCCACCACAGAGCUGGAGAUGGACAACAUGGACACGUUUUUGGAGAGACUGCCACCAAGUGGCAAGAUGACCAAAACCGAGUCCCUCAUCAUUUCAUCCAAUAGGCAGGAACCUAAAGUGGCAGGAAGGCGAGGCAGGAGCACUUCGCUGAAGGAGCGCCAGCCCAGCAGGCCGCAGAACGAGAGGGCCAACAGCCUGGACAACGAGCGCUCACUUGACACGCGGUGCCACCUACAGAUCCCAAGGAAGACUGUUUAUGACCAACUGAACCACAUCCUGGUGUCUGACGACCACCUGCCUGACAGCAUCAUCCUCAUCAACACGUCAGACUGGCAGGGCCAGUAUCUGUCAGAUGUCCUGCAAAACCACCAUCUCCCGGUGGUCUGCACCUGCACUACGGCCGACAUCCAGGCUGCGUUCAACACCAUCGUAUCACGGAUCCAGAGAUUCUGUAACUGUAACUCCCAGACGCCCAUUCCCAUAAAGAUCGCCGUGGCCGGGGCGCAGCACUACCUCAGCGCGGUCCUGAGGCUUUUUGUCGACCACCUCUCCCACAAGACCCCCGACUGGCUCGGCUACAUGAGGUUCCUCAUCAUCCCUCUAGGAGCCCAUCCAGUCUCCAAAUAUCUCGGCACCAUUGACUAUCGAUACAACAGUUUGUUCCAAGAUGCUGCGUGGAGGGACCUGUUCCACAAGCCGGAGGCGCCCGUCAUUGCCCAGGAGAACCCAGACGUGGUGUCGCGGGUCACUCAGUACAUGGUGGGCGCCAAUGGGGCUCACCAGCUCCCCAUCGCAGAGGCCAUGCUCACCUACAAACAGAAGAGGUACGUUCCCUCACCUCACACACACCUGAAAAAGAGCUUUCAUUUUGAUUUUGCCGUAAGCCCCGAUGAGGACUCGUGUCAGAAAUUCAUCCCUUUUAUCGGGAUGGUGAAAGUUGGCAUCGUGGAGCAGACAUCUGCAACGUCAGGAGACUCUGAUGAUGCGGCACCCAUCGGCUCAGCGCUGCUCUCCUCCACUCCUCCGCAAGUGUCACCCGCUUUCAAAGAGGCGUCGCCCACCCCUCCCUCCUCGCCCUCCGUCAACACCGGCUUCUGCGCUUACAGUUCUGGUGGCCAGGCGGAGCUGAUGGGGCUGCAGGUCGACUACUGGGUGGCUCCGACCGACAGGAAGAAAGACGUGGAGAAGCGGGACUCAUCCACCAAAAACACCCUGAAGUGCACCUUCCGCUCGCUGCAGGUCAGCCGGCUGCCACUGGGGGGCGCAGAGCUGGGCCCCCAGCCCACCAUGUCCAUGACGGUGGUGACCAAGGAGAAGAAUAAGAAGGUCAUGUUCCUGCCAAAAAAGAGCAAAGACAAGGAGGUGGAGUCCAAGAGUCAAGUGAUCGAGGGCAUCAGCCGGCUCAUCUGCACUGCCAAGCACCAGCAGACCAUGCUGAGAGUGCUGAUUGACGGCGUCGAGUGGAACGAUGUCAAGUUUUUCCAGCUGGCAGCACAGUGGUCCUCACAUGUCAAACACUUCCCUAUAGGGAUCUUUGGACACACAAAAGGCCCGUAUUAGUGGCACCUAAGAGACUGAAACACUGAGGACAACUCUCCCUUCCCUGCCCUUCCCGUCCCUCCCCCCCGUGCCAACAGCUUUUAACCCCCUUGUCCCGGUUUUGUCCCUGCACACUUCCAAUCUGCUGUCUUAAUAUAAGCUCCUCCUUUCUCCUUUGGAUUUGUCUGAUGACUUCAUUUUUUUUUUUUUUUUUUUUUUUGCGUGUAUUAUUAUUAUUUUUUUCUAUUUAUGUAAAAAUGUCUCGAGGCAAGGCUGCCGAGAGAGUAUUUCUUUACUUGGCUUUUUAAAAGAAAAAUCCUGCUAAUGUUUUAUAGACUUUGAGGAGAAAAAAAAAAGUACAAGCCUAAUGAAAUAAUAAUUAGAAAAGACUUCUAACUGCUAACACGCACCCUGGCACCCCCCUCCACCCCCACCUUUCUCACAGCAGAUUUUUUUUUUUUCUCGAUGAGGUUGUUUUUAAACUCUUGCCCAGCACAAUUUACCAAGAAUAUUCCAAAAAAGAUGAGGGUUGCUGCCUUGUGAUGACGGACAAAGCGGAGGAGGUGGUUGUCAUCUUGUUUUCUAGCAGGUUUUGGAUUCUCAACUUCAGCGACUGCUGAAGACAAAAAAAAAAAAAAAAAAAAAACAGUCCCUGAUCUUUGCCCCCCCUGCACUCAAUGGAAGAAGUCUGAAAUGUGCAAUAGAUACUGCAUACUGUGUGAAUGCAAAUCAGCACUAAAAAAACAACCUGGCACUGUUAGUAGAUCCCACUUUGCUCUUGUUUCUGCACUUCACUCAAACCCUCUCUGUCUCUCCUCUCUCUCUCUUCUUUACUUUCCCUCCUCCUUAUCUCUCUCAGUAGCUGUCCAGUUGUACGCUGGAUCAAUAUCUGAAGAAUGUCAUUCCAAAAUAAGACACACAAUUUAACAAAAAAAAAAAGAAAGAAAGAAAGUGAAAACACCUACUCUUACAAGACAACUGAUAGCACAAAAUGAGAGCAACUUAGUACUUUUUAAAUGAUCAAAGGCUCCUUAAAGCUGUUUGUUGAUCAAAUGAAGAUACACGUACAGAGUGGAUCCUCUGUAUGAAGUGGAAAUUAUUUUUUUCUAAAACGGAUAGCUUUGGAAUAGAGCUCCUCAUUUCUCAGCUCCCACACUCCUCCCGAUGCACUCCACACCUUUUUUCUCCAAUAGCAAAACGGUACUUUUUUGCCAAAGGAUUAACUCAGCUGCAGCUCACUCAUUACCUGUGUGGUAUUAUAGUUGACUUCAUGUAUGUAGAGGUGAAUGUAUUGGAGGUACCUUAUUGUAAAGCACUUUUAAAUGUUUGUCCAGCAUAGAUUAGGAUUUUAAAAUGUGCCCCUGAUACUGAUGGGCACAUGAGGCGCAUAGACAGACACUGUAAUCUGCCCGGCAGCGCCAACAGCUGGCACGGUUUAUAAACAAAUGGCAUCAUUCAUAUGCAUCUGGAUCAACUUCAGUGCCGUUGUAAUGUCACCUUACGUUUGGUUCGACAGGCCCAAUUGGACUAAUUUAGAUUAUUUUAUGCUAAUAUUCUGGAAAGGUUAGCCUAGAAUGUGUAGAAAUGUGAUGUUAACUUUUCAUGUUGUAUCGGUAGGUUUUGUUCCAUCUUUAGUUGACUCUUUAGGAUUAAACUAAAAAAAAAAAAGUAUUUUGCUUAUGAAAUGUAUUUCAGUAGCAGUUUUGUCAUAACCUUUGCCAAUUUUUUGAUAAGUGCCUAAAUUGCUUAAUUUUGACAAAUCAAUGUAAAUCUUUCCCUGGGUAAUAUGGUGCUGAGUCUGGUCUGACAACAACAAAGUAACUCAAUCUAAUGAUUUGGUAUGAUAAUAAACACACACGGUCAGGCCUGUUCAUUCAAAACUUGCUUUAAAAAUAAAUUUUAAAAAAGGGUCCUGCACAGGGAGGGAGAAAAAAAAUCAUGCCCCUUUGGCUCUCCAACUUGGGUAUAAAUAAAAUAAAUUAUUGCUAAAGCCCACUCAUGUUGAACAUACAUUUGUUUUUGUUUUUUUGUGUUUUUCUUUAUAAAGAAGACAUUUUAAGUGUUUCUUUUUUUUCAUAUUGUCUUGGAAAGGCUUGUUGAGACUGAGAGUUCCCUAAAGACUACCACUGUAAUCCCAAAAACUGGGAGUAAUAAAACUACUAUACACACUA
Molecule: messenger RNA, 5108 nt
Organism: Myripristis murdjan (pinecone soldierfish)
Lineage: Eukaryota; Metazoa; Chordata; Actinopteri; Holocentriformes; Holocentridae
Gene: pacs2
Product: phosphofurin acidic cluster sorting protein 2
Exons: 25
Coding region: 268-2958 (896 amino acids)
Biological process (GO): protein localization to plasma membrane
Molecular function (GO): transmembrane transporter binding
Source: RefSeq, a predicted model, not a curated record